UGCUGCAGAUAUUAUGUUGAGCUUGACAGCAGCGACAGAAAGCUACUUGCCAGCAGAUACACAAAGGGAGAGAGAAGAGCUGCAGCGAUGGGAGUCAAACUGUACUACACAACUGUUACCGCCUCCAGGACGGUGAAGUCUCAACAGGCACAAGUGAUUCGAAUCCUCGACAGUAAAAGCAUCCAGUACGAGCUCAUCGACAUCUCCGUGGGUGGGGAGCUUCGUGAUGAAAUGAGAAACAAAGCAGGGGACCCCACGGCAGUCCCUCCCCAGCUUUUCAAUGAAGACCAGUACUGUGGGAACUAUGAAAUGUUUUCGGACGCGGUGGAAGCAGAUACAGUGGAACAGUUUCUGAAGCUGGCGUGAGGAGGGCGGAGUGUGAUUCUUCCCCCGACCACUUCCCCACCCACCCUGUGCCCUAUUGAAGGCCCUUUAUCCAGUCUCUCUCUAUCUCUGCACCACCGGCAGCGUCCACCCACUUUCAAUGCCAUAAUGAAGAAUGCCAAAUAUCUUGAAUCCAACUAAUCAGAAGACACACAUUACCCCUACUGCACCAUUAGACUCUAAGUCAGUCUUAAUCUUUUUUUAUUUUUAUGUGUCUUUUUCAGUUCGUUCCUUUGAUUCCUUUCAGACUUUCUCCUCGUCUGGCAGACCGGAGUUACAAAGUGCUCCUGGUCCACUAGGAAUCAAUGGUGUGUCUAAAUGUGCGGUAAUUAGGUCGACUAAUCUCGGCCGAGGCCACAUGAUCGCUGGAGAUUAGACUAAUCCACUGGAUGACAACAUUCAACCCAGAAUCUUCCUGAUCCUCUGCAGACCAAACACACCAUCAUCAGUCAGUCUUAACUACUGUGUCGUCUUUUUCUGUAGCCUUCAAGUUCCCAUGUUGUACAUGACAGCGCACUAUUUGUACUUGGAUGCAAAUGCACACUGAAGUAGCAAGGAUGCAAAAUCCUUAAACCCAAUUAAUUAAGAUGUAUAGCAGCUAGAAGACAGCUUUUAGGUGCAGAUAACUUUUAGUAAGUUUGGUCCAUUGGUCUCCUUUUGCAGUAUGUAAAGAGGUUUGGUUCUGAAAUGGGAGCUCAGAGACAAUCUAACCCAACUUAAGGGGUAGUAAUGCUAUGAGGAUUCAAAAAGUGCAUCAUUAAAACAGAAGUAACUUCCAUCAAUCUACAUGUAGAAACAAUCAAUGACACAUUAAAUGUACCGUCAAGUUUUCUAUGAGCAAACUAAACCCUUUAACGUUCAGUGUUGAUCACCAAAAUACACUGUCCAGGAAUUCUAACACAUGUUAAGUUCAUUUCCAUCCUAAUGAAACAUUUCCAAAGUGUUUACAUUUAUGUGUGUUAGCAUGCAGCCUUCUUCACACAAUGCAGACUCCUGCCACCAACUGAUGAUGAAAAUAGCAUGAGAUCAGUGGCAUGAGCGUGAUAAAACAGGGACUUGCUUGCUUAAACAUUGCUCCAUAGACGAGUGGUCAUAAACUCCACAGGGUACCUUUAAAUUAUGUUUUACUUUCUUUAAUGUUAAAAUGUGCAUUUUUGUAAUCUUACUAUAAGGGCCUAAAUUGACCUCAUAAGAUGUCAGUCUACAUUGGAAAUAAUUUCAUUAUGCAACCAAUUAUUUUUGGUUUUUAGAUCAUAAGAUACCAGAUUUCUAAACCAAAUCAUUAGAUAUUGGUUGUGAGUCUAAUGGGCCAAACUUAGUAAAAAGUUGAUGUAUGUAUUUAACAAAAUCAGUGGUUCAACAUUUCAGUAUAUGGCUGCUUUAUUUCCAGUCGAGCUGGAUGAACACAUUUCUUAAUGUCACAUUUAUUUGGUGCCAAGCUGUAAUGCGCUGGUGGUUUUUUUCACUGUAGUGUUAGCUGUAGUGUAAAAUUAUGGAGAAUGUGGAAGAUGGCAGGUGAGUACCUGCCAUCUUCCACAUUCUCCAUAAUUUUACUGUAUAACUUGAAAGCUUUUCUCCUGGCACCUAUGGGUGCUCUGCAUUGAUGACUGACAGGACAAAGAGAUGCCAAACAUUGAGCAUUUCAUAGUGUCCAGUAUUUGAUGACAAGAUGUGAACUUUCUAGCUUUCAAAUGCGUAGCUUUUACUCUCCACUAUUUUCUGUUACAGCUUCACUGAUUGUACGGGGCAUGAAGAUGCGGUAAUGUGACUAUGCACUGAAAACAUGCCUCAUUCUGAACACAGAAAGGAAGAAGCUGGUGUGUUUAGAUGGACCUCACUCAGUCUUACCAGCCUUAGGGAACACUCACCACAUGGGAAAAAUGAAGGCUUCACUUAUUUUGUGCUUUUUAUGUAUUUGCAUUCAUUCCAUUAAGUGAUCUCAGUUGAAAUAUAACUUUCAUGUAUAAGGUAAUUUUUUUUGUUUAAAUUUGAGAACAGCACGAUUUCCCUCUCACUAGUAACAUCUUUGCCCCCCACCCUCCUCUGCUUUCAUCCAUUGUAUUGUUCCGGUUUGAGAUCCACAGUAAUGACAGCUUUCACACACUGUGUCUGUGCACUGUUUUGAAGUCAAUGGUUGUAGAUGUUUGCCUGAUAUUGAUGUGUAUUCACUAUGAACCAUGGUUUAGACAUUCCAUGUCUCUCUCUGAGCUCCUGCUUUGCUUUUGGACCAAUUCCCCUUGGCCAAAAAAAAGAGAAGAAAAUAGGGAAUAAAAUGCUGUUGUCUUCCAAGAAGAUUGUGAAAAGUGAUUUAUGGGUUAAAAAAAUAAAAUGGAAUUGAAUCUAA
Amphiprion ocellaris (clown anemonefish) is the source of this 2728-nucleotide messenger RNA. RefSeq names its product SH3 domain binding glutamate-rich protein like 3 (gene sh3bgrl3). The record is from RefSeq and is a predicted model, not a curated record. Gene Ontology annotation, cellular component: cytoplasm. Lineage: Eukaryota; Metazoa; Chordata; Actinopteri; Pomacentridae. The transcript is spliced from 3 exons. The coding region runs from base 88 to 366 and encodes 92 amino acids.